UCAUCUCAUGCGUUCACCGUCUUCCAGCAUGCACGCUGUGAUCUACUUUCUGCCCGGCUCCCUCGAUGCUUAAUCACCGGGUUGCAUAGGACCUCGCUGUUAUUUUGGAGUGGUGCCUUUUUUUUUUUUUGCGUAAGUGGGGGAGAAAAAAAAAAAAAGAAAAAAAAAAUCAGCAGGCAGCACAGGUGGAAAGGAUCUUUUACGACGCUGCGGUAUAGAUGAUUGAACACUUGGAGCAUCCACUCAGCGCAAUCAGUCGCCGGCGCGUCCCCCUCGUCGGGAAUUGAGAUUCCGUGCACUUUUUGGGGGUCGACAACUAAAGGACAUCCUUUUUUCCUGACCGGCGUGGAGGAUGUAAUGUUUCUUUUGCGCACCGGUAAUCGGACUACCGCGGGAACAAAUCAACCUUUUCCCUCCCGCCUUCUUCAGCCAGACAUUUCUAUUCUUAAGAGGAAAUAACACGGAGAAAUGAGCUUCACAAGAGCCCCAUUUGGAUUGUGAGCUGUUUUCUUUUUUGUCCUCAAGUACCCCACCCCCCCUUCCCCGGUCUUUAUCCUCUGCGUGCUCUUUCAUGGCAUCGCUGACCCGUUCAGCCAGACGCAAAGACGCCAGUCGCUGGCCGAGGAUGUCAUCAACUUUCUGGGCUUUUGUGCUCCUCACCGCGCUCUUGCUUCUCUACUGCGGCCAGCUGGCGGCGGGGACAUGUGAAAUUGUGACGCUGGACAGGGACAGCAGCCAACCGCGGCGGACCAUCGCCAGGCAGACGGCCCGCUGUGCCUGCAAGAAGGGCCAGAUCGCGGGAACCACGAGAGCCAGACCCGCCUGCGUGGAUGCCGCCAUUGUGCGGAAAAAGCAGUGGUGCGAGAUGGUGCCGUGUUUGGACGACGAAGGCUGCGACCUGUUAGUCAAUAAAUCCGGCUGGACUUGUACGCAGCCCGGAGGCCGAGUCAAGACAACUACGGCUCUAUGACGCGACAGGACUCUCCCUCCACAUUGUUGCACUGAGGAGAGCAUUGACGACCCCCUUGACAGGCAGCCAGACACCACUCACCACCGCCACCUUAACGCCACUAUCACAAGUCCGCCCAUUCCCCGGAAGCUAACUAUCCUGCGCCGCGGCCCUCGCGGAGGCGGAAAGGUCUCGUAACACCACCAGAGCACCAGAACGGGAGUGUUUGCAGGAACACCCCCCCCCCCCCCCCCACGCCCCCGGCCCCCCGAGGACAUUGGGUAAAUGACUCGCAAAAAAACACUGUUCCCUGCGAGCUACUCCACGGGCUUUCUGACUUCUCCCACCCGGCGGGUGUCGUUGGGUCAACAAGGUCGUCUGCUCUCCACUUCUGCCUGCUCCGUCCAAUUAGCAGCUUUCGCCCUUCGCCGUGGAGGGUGGGACCCCUGCCAAAUGUCACGGGUGACUUGCGCCAAUCCUCCGAAUUGAAGACGAGAAUUCUCCGCAUUUCUUCACCUUUCUAGAACCUCAGCAGGGCGCAAGGAUCAUUUAGAGAAGUGAGCGCUCGCUGCUGUGAAUAGGCCUUCUGCUGGAGCAGACCUCCCAUAUUUUUAUAGACCAAAGAGCAAAAGAAACAAAUGUGCCAGGACUGAGGCAGUAGACCCUCGCCGGCUUGCGUGCCCACCAAGCGACCCGUGGACACCUCGUGGACUGGCACACACACACAGACACACACAGACACACACA
Molecule: messenger RNA, 1696 nt
Organism: Syngnathus acus (greater pipefish)
Lineage: Eukaryota; Metazoa; Chordata; Actinopteri; Syngnathiformes; Syngnathidae
Gene: tafa5a
Product: TAFA chemokine like family member 5a
Exons: 5
Coding region: 572-970 (132 amino acids)
Biological process (GO): G protein-coupled receptor signaling pathway
Molecular function (GO): receptor ligand activity; G protein-coupled receptor binding
Source: RefSeq, a predicted model, not a curated record